This is a messenger RNA of Spirodela intermedia, 1848 nucleotides long. The record is from the annotation of a GenBank genome assembly. Lineage: Eukaryota; Viridiplantae; Streptophyta; Magnoliopsida; Alismatales; Araceae.
AUGGCGGUCGACGGCGCCACCGGCGGUGUCUCCGGGAUGGCGGAUUCUCUGCGGUUCACCUCCUACGUCGUCCGUGGACGAUGGUUCAUGGUGUUUGCGUCCAUGUUGAUCAUGUCCGCCGCCGGCGCCACCUAUAUCUUCGGCAUCUACUCCAAGGACAUAAAAUCCUCUCUCGGUUACGAUCAGCAGACCCUGAACACCCUCGGGUUCUUCAAGGACCUCGGCGCCAACAUCGGCGUUAUCUCCGGCCUCAUCGCCGAGGUCACGCCGCCGUGGGUCGUCCUCGCUAUAGGCGCUGGCAUGAACCUCUUCGGCUAUCUUAUGAUCUACCUGGCCAUCACCGGAAGGACGGCAAAGCCCCGCUUCUGGCAGAUGUGCCUCUACAUCUGCAUCGGGGCCGACUCUCAGUCUUUCGCCAACACCGGCUCUCUUGUCACCUGCGUGAAGAACUUCCCCGAGAGCAGGGGGGUCGUCCUGGGGUUGCUCAAGGGCUUCGUUGGCCUCAGCGGCGCCAUCUUCACCCAGCUCUUCUACGCCUUUUACGGGGAUGACUCCAAGUCCCUCGUCCUCCUUAUUGCCUGGCUCCCCGCCGCCAUAUCCAUCCUCUUCAUCCCCACCAUCCGCAUAAUGAAACCCAUCCCUGGAAGCGGCAAAAGCGAGCUGAAGGUCUUCUACUACUUCCUCUAUGUAUCGCUGGUCCUGGCCGGCUACCUCAUGGUCGCCAUCAUCGUUCAUAAUAGCGUCACCUUACCACGUCAAGCCUAUGAUGCUAGCGCCGCUGUCAUCCUCAUCAUUCUCUUCCUUCCUCUGAUAAUCGUCUUCAGAGUGGAGCUCAAGUCAUGGCUACGCAACCAGGAGCUCCACGGCCUCACCAUCGAAAAACAAUCGACUCCGGCGGCGCCCCAACCACUGCCCAAGGUGUCCCUAUCGGAGGAGACAAAAAUCAUGAAAACGGGAUGGGGAAGGGUGGUGGAGGUUUUCCGGGGCCCCGGGAGGGGGGAGGACUUCAGCAUUUUGCAGGCUCUGGUGAGUCUGGACAUGAUGAUUCUCUUCAUCGCCACAAUCUGCGGUAUCGGCGGCACGCUGACGGCCAUCGACAACAUGGGCCAGAUCGGGGAGUCGCUGGGGUACCCACAGCGAACCAUCGGGACCUUCGUCUCCCUGAUUAGCAUCUGGAACUAUCUUGGUCGCGUCGUCGCCGGGUUCUGCUCCGAGAUCUUCCUGACCCGGUACCGAUUCCCCCGGACGCUCGUGCUCACCCUCGUCCUCCUCCUCUCCUGCGUCGGCCACCUCCUCAUAGCCUUCGGCCUUCCCGGAUCGCUCUACGUGGCGUCCGUCAUCAUCGGCUUCUGCUUCGGCGCCCAGUGGCCGCUCGUCUUCGCCAUCAUCUCCGAGCUGUUCGGUCUCAAGUACUAUUCCACCCUCUACAACUUCGGCGCUGUGGCAAGCCCCGUGGGAUCGUACCUGCUGAACGUCAAGGUCGCCGGCCAGCUCUACGACCGGGAGGCCGAGAAGCAGAGGGCCGCCGGGCUCGCCACCGCCGUCGCCGCCAAGGCUGGCGGGAAGGACCUCACCUGCAUCGGCGUGAAGUGCUUCCGCUUGUCCUUCCUCAUUGUCACUGCCGUGACUCUCUUCGGCGUGCUGGUCUCCUUAAUGCUGGUUUUAAGGACGAGGGAGUUCUACAAGAGCGACAUCUACGCCAAGUUCCGGGAGGGUGCUGCCGCAAACGGUGAAGAGACGCAGAUGGUUCCGGUGGCUGAGAAUUCAGCCGGCGGCGCCACCACCACCACCGACGGCGAGCGCCGGAUAAAAAAUGAAAGCUCGGAGCAAACCCGAGAAACAAGAUGA